AUCGAAAAAAUAAAGCCAAUCUCUUACGAAGAGACGCUGCAAUAAUGACGCAACCGAAACGCGUGCUUUGUGUGGGUAUGUGUGUAUUAAAUGUCGUUCACAUAUGCCAAGAAUAUCCUCUUAAAGAUGGAAGGACCCGCUUAUCUGAAGGCUAUUGGCAACGUAGUGGUAACGCGUCAAACAAUUGCACGGUUUUACGAAUCCUGGGCAGUGAAUGUGAAUUCUUUGGCAUUCUUAGCCGGGCGCCCGCAUUUCAAUUUCUAAUUGACGAUUUUAAAGAGCGUGGCAUUGUUAUUGAUAGCUGUCCCCGAGUAGAUAUUUAUCAGCCAUAUUCUUCAAUAUUAUCAUGCCGUCCCACCAAUACAUUUACGAUCAUUCACACCGAUAUGGGUUUUCCGAUAUUGCGCUUUCAUCACUUUAAACAAUACGUUAAAUUGGAAAAUUAUAAAUGGAUACACUUUGAGGGUAGAAAUCCGUGGGAAACAAAGCCGAUGAUAAACAUGAUAAGACGAUUUAAUGAGAAUCUUAAGUCCAAUCGUGGCAAAGACGAUGAUGUGAAAGCUAUAACCAUAUCAGUGGAACUGGCUAAGCCCACUCAGGAUCUAUUGCCGUUGGCAAUAAGAGCUGAUGUAUUGUUUGUGGGACGGGAAUUCGCUUUACAUAUAGGUUGGAAGACACCGAAGCAAACCAUAUUUUGUUUAAGAGAGUUGUUAACCACAUUGCAAUUAAGAGAGGAAAAGGAUGACAAUGAGUUAGAUUUGUGUUUUCGGAGUCCACACAUAAUUUGCCCAUGGGCAGAUACAGGAGUAGAUGUACUAACGGCAAACUACGAAUAUUUUCAUAUUCCCUCUUCACCACCUAUUCAUAUUAUUGACACACUAGGUUCGGGCGAUACUUUCGUGGGUAGCAUCAUACAUGCCUUAUCACAUAUGAAGUAUUCAGUGCAAGAGGCAGUCGAAUUUGCCAAUCGAUUGGCUAUAUAUAAAAUGCAAUAUCGGGGCUUAGAUUGUAUAAAAGAUUAUUUAACACAACAAGAAGAAGAAGAGGACUAAAAUUAAGAAAUAUCUUCCAUGUAUGUGUUUAAAUAGUCAAUCCCUUAAUAAGGAUUUGUAAGAGUCAAUUA
Glossina fuscipes is the source of this 1123-nucleotide messenger RNA. RefSeq names its product ketohexokinase-like. The coding region runs from base 45 to 1052 and encodes 335 amino acids. The record is from RefSeq and is a predicted model, not a curated record. Gene Ontology annotation, molecular function: ketohexokinase activity. The transcript has a single exon. Gene Ontology annotation, biological process: fructose metabolic process. NCBI's taxonomy places the organism in Eukaryota, Metazoa, Arthropoda, Insecta, Diptera, Glossinidae.